Molecule: messenger RNA, 486 nt
Organism: Saccharomyces kudriavzevii IFO 1802
Lineage: Eukaryota; Fungi; Ascomycota; Saccharomycetes; Saccharomycetales; Saccharomycetaceae
Gene: TMH18
Product: Tmh18p
Exons: 2
Coding region: 1-486 (161 amino acids)
Source: RefSeq, a predicted model, not a curated record
AUGUGUUUAGUCAAAACUACUGCUCAUUUGCUUUUCUAUUCCUUUGUGUUUGGAGGAACGACAUUUUAUUCCUAUGUAGCUUCGCCAAUUGCAUUUAAAGUGCUUGAAAAAGAUCAGUUUUCUGCCUUGCAGAAUAAGAUCUUCCCAUAUUUUUUUCAAAUGCAAGCUGCAUCGCCUAUCAUCUUAGCCCUUACCGCUCCGAUCGCUUUGACUACCGGACCCUUAUCCUCUUUGGUCAUAGCAUCUAUCAGCGGGUUUACUAAUUUAUUUUGGCUAUUGCCCUGGACCCACAAAGUCAAAGAACAAAGAAAAGAUAUUGCUAAGAGAUAUUCAGGCAAUGAGUUGGAAGCGAAAGACGCUGUGCUGCGUAAAGAAUUUGGCAAGUCUCACGGAUUGAGUCUUUUAUUCAAUCUUUCCAACGUUUGUGGGAUGCUUGCGUAUGGUGUUUGUCUGUCAGGAGGCUUACUAAGAAAAAUUCCAAAGUAA